Hippopotamus amphibius kiboko is the source of this 1509-nucleotide messenger RNA. RefSeq names its product serine protease 50 (gene PRSS50). The transcript has 7 exons. Gene Ontology annotation, molecular function: threonine-type endopeptidase activity; serine-type endopeptidase activity. The coding region runs from base 1 to 1509 and encodes 502 amino acids. Gene Ontology annotation, cellular component: endoplasmic reticulum. The record is from RefSeq and is a predicted model, not a curated record. NCBI's taxonomy places the organism in Eukaryota, Metazoa, Chordata, Mammalia, Artiodactyla, Hippopotamidae. Gene Ontology annotation, biological process: proteolysis.
AUGCCAGACCCAGGGGUUGGGCCUUCAUCUCACCGGCCAAGCCGACUAGAAGAGACGGGGUCCCAGGAGGGCAGAGGCGUGGCCAGAAGCCAGGCAGUCCUGAGCACCAGCAAGCCUGACACCGGUCCGGCCCUUGUGAGGGUGGCCGGGACACCAGGAGCACCAUCGCGGGGGGCCACUGGGGGGCGCCGCGCGGGCGGGGCCGGGAGCGCCCGAGCCCACCACACCGCAGAAGCCGUCGGGGGCCGCCGCGGGGGGGCGCCGUCGUGGGGCGAGCUCCAGGAGGGCCGUCGCGAGAGGAGCGCCGUCGCGAGAGGAGCGCCGCGGCGCAGUCGCUGCUUCCCGCGGAUGGAGCUCCGGUGCGCGCCGCUGGCCGACAGGCGCAGCCCCCCGCGCCCCCGGACGUCCGCCCCCGCUCUUGCCCACGCCGGGCUUCUGCUGCUGCUGCUGCCGCUGCUGCUGCGGCCCGCGGGUUGCUUGGGCGCUGGCGAAGCGCCGGGGCCGCUGUCCACGGAUGUCCCCGCCGACCUGGGCGCGCCCUGUUCCCCCAGUGCCACCUAUCCCUCCGGUGAACGUCGCUUCCCCCGGCAGGCCGCCACUAGCCAGACGCCCAUGACCCUGCAGUACCCUUCUUCUAAAGCUGACGAGGAUGAGUUCCUUCCCGCCUGUGGCUUCUCCUAUGAGUGGGACCCUACCCUCAGGGAUCCGGAGGCUAUGGCUCGGCGGUGGCCAUGGAUGGUCAGUGUGCGAGCCAAUGGUGUACACAUCUGUGCAGGCACCCUCAUUGCCUCCGAGUGGGUGCUGAGUGUGGCCCACUGCAUGAUCCAGAGUGAUGCUACCUAUUCAGUGCGGGUGGGGAGUCCGUGGAUUGACCAGAUAUCAGAGUCUACCGUUGACGUCCUGGCACAGGAGAUCAUCGUGAACAGCCAUUAUCGGUCCCAUCGGUACUGGUCCUGGGUCGGCCGGGCUAACGACAUUGCCCUUCUUAAGCUUGAGCAGCCGCUCAAGUACAACAAGUAUGUCUGGCCCAUCUGCCUGCCUGGCUUGGACUAUUCAGUAAAGGACCAUACCCUCUGCACUGUGACAGGCUGGGGACUCCCCAGGGUUGAUGGUGUGUGGCCCCAGUUCCGGACCAUCCAGGAGAAGGAAGUCACCAUCCUGAACAGCACGGAGUGUGACAGCCUCUACCACAGGUUCUCCAAAAUCCCCUCUCUGAUUCAGAUCAUCAACUCCCAGAUGAUCUGUGCAAAGGACGUCGACAGGGAACAGUUUUGCUAUGAGAUAAGUGGUGAGCCCUUGGCCUGUCCUGUGGAGAACAUAUGGUACCUGGUGGGAAUGGUGAGCUGGGGCCCAGGCUGCAAGAAGAGCGAGGCCCCGCCCAUCUACCUACACAUCUCCUCCUACCAGCAGUGGAUCUGGGAACGCCUCAAUGGGCAGACUCUGCCAGCCCCAUCCAGGGCCCUGCUCCUGGCCCUCCUGCUGCCCCUCAGCCUCCUUGCUGUCCUCUGA